Phialemonium atrogriseum is the source of this 2516-nucleotide messenger RNA. Its product is annotated as putative urea active transporter 1. The record is from RefSeq and is a predicted model, not a curated record. Gene Ontology annotation, biological process: urea transmembrane transport; spermidine transport; putrescine transport. NCBI's taxonomy places the organism in Eukaryota, Fungi, Ascomycota, Sordariomycetes, Cephalothecales, Cephalothecaceae. Gene Ontology annotation, cellular component: plasma membrane. Gene Ontology annotation, molecular function: putrescine transmembrane transporter activity; urea transmembrane transporter activity; spermidine transmembrane transporter activity. Bases 183 to 2264 code for a protein of 693 amino acids. The transcript is spliced from 4 exons.
AGAUGAUAGCCAGCAGGAAAACUCCCGACAAUGAUUAAUUACUCAGGGCAGGGAGCUCCAAAGUAUCAAAAGAUAAAGUCCAACAUGGCCCCGAUUUCCACGGUCCAUUGCUCUUGCUCUUCAAUUGCUGGGUCUAGGUCUCUGAGGCGACCAUCUUCUCCACCCGUUCCAUCACCGUCACCAUGGCCGCCACUGUUCCUCUCAGCCAAGGGGUCGGGUACGGCAUCGUACUCGGCCUUGGUUUUGCUUUUGCCCUAGGCAUGAUCCUCGUGACCUUUAUCCUCCGCCGAUAUAACUCAGAGCUCCAAACUUCAGAAAUGUUUACCACGGCAGGGCGUACCGUAAAGUCCGGCCUCGUCGGCGCCGCCGUUGUCUCCUCCUGGACGUGGGCAGCCACGCUCUUGCAGUCAUCCGCCGUCUGCUAUCGCUACGGCGUCAGCGGGCCGUUCUGGUACGCCUCGGGCGCCACCGUGCAGAUCCUCCUCUUCGCGACCCUGGCCAUCGAGCUGAAGCGCCGGGCUCCCAACGCCCACACCUACCUCGAGGUCAUCCGCGCCCGCUACGGAACAGUCGCCCAUCUCGUCUUCAUGGUCUUUGGACUGGCCACCAACAUCCUCGUCUCCCUCAUGCUGAUCGUUGGGGGGUCGGCGACGGUCUCUGCCCUCACGGGGAUGCACACCAUCGCUGCGAUAUAUCUUCUCCCUCUCGGCGUGGUGCUGUAUACCCUCGUGGGCGGACUGAAGGCCACCUUUCUUACGGAUUGGGUGCAUACCUUCAUCCUCUUAAUCAUCAUCAUCCUCUUCUCCCUCACUACCUACGCCUCUUCCGACACGCUGGGGUCACCCUCUGCCGUGUACGACGCCCUAGCAAAGGCUGCCCAGAGUCAUCCUGUAGAGGGAAACGCCGAGGGGAGCUACCUCACCAUGCGGUCUCGCGAAGGUGCCGUCUUCUUCGUCAUAAACAUCGUGGGCAACUUCGGAACCGUGUUCCUUGACAAUGGGUAUUACAACAAGGCCAUUGCGGCGUCGCCCGUGCAUGCCUUGCCCGGCUACCUGCUCGGUGGGCUCUGCUGGUUCGCCAUCCCGUGGUUAACAGCGACAACCAUGGGCCUGACGGCCCUAUCGUUGGAGAACACCCCGGCCUUCCCCACCUACCCAAACCGGAUGCCAGACGAAGCAGUGAGCGCAGGCCUCGUACUCCCCUACGCGGCGGUCGCCCUCCUAGGCAAAGGCGGCGCGGUAGCCACCCUCCUGAUUGUGUUCAUGGCCGUGACAAGCGCCACAUCGGCGGAGCUGAUCGCCGUAUCCUCGAUCCUGACGUACGACUUCUACCGCACCUACUUCAAGCCCAACGCCUCGGGCAAGCGCCUGAUCUACACCUCCCACUGCGCCGUCGUUGCCUACGCGCUCUUCAUCUCGACCUUCUCGGUCGGCCUGUGGUACGCGGGCAUCUCGAUGGGCUAUCUGUACCUCAUGAUGGGCUGCGUCAUCUCGUCGGCCGUCAUCCCCGCCGCGCUGACGCUGACCUGGUCCGCGCAGAACAAGUGGGCCGCCGCGCUGUCGCCCAUUCUCGGACUGGGGGUCGCGCUCGUGGCGUGGCUCGUGACGGCCAAGAGGGAGUGCGGCAGCCUCGACGUGGCGUGCACGGGGUCCAACUACCCGAUGCUGGCGGGUAACGUGGCGGCGCUGCUGUCGCCUGUCGUGUUCGUGCCUGUGCUGACGUACGCGUUUGGGCCGCAGAACUACGAUUGGAAGAGCAUGAUGGAGAUCCGAAAGGGAGAUGAUCAUGAUGUUGCGGCGGAGGCAGAUGUGGAGCUCGAGAACACGCUUGGGGGUGCGGUUGAGACGGAGGAGGAGUUCCAGGUCGAGCAGCGGAAGUUGCUAAGGGCGGGAAUGAUCAGCAAGUGGGCGACGGUUGUCAUGACCCUGGCAUUCCUCGUUCUGUGGCCGAUGCCCAUGUACGGGUCGGGCUACAUCUUCUCGAAGCCCUUCUUCACCGGCUGGGUUGUCGUCGGCAUCAUCUGGAUAUUCUGCUCUUUCUUCGGCGUCGGUCUCUUCCCCAUUUUCGAAGGGCGCCAUACUAUUGCGCGGACCGUCCGGUUUAUCUAUCUGGACAUCACGGGCAAGAAGUCCUUCAGGACCAGUCACCGGAAGGGUCCGGAUACGGAUCAGACGGUGAUACAGGGGGAGAAAGGCGUGGACGGGAGCGGCGCGGUCACUCCGCGGGAGACUAGCGUGGCUGAGCCUACCAAGGAGAAGGACUAGACCCUUCGAUUUCUAGAGACUGGGUUGGAAUUUGAAGAUGUACGAAUGCUCUACGUAGUUGUGUUACUUGAUAUACCUUCACGCUCACUCGACUCAGCUUUGCAUGGAUGUUUGGUCAUGAUCAUCUGGCAGGACGGAUACAUAUAAUGGGCAUUCGCUUGUAGCUACUAGAAGAAGAGGCUAUAUAGUAUUGCGGAACAAAAACCCAGUUUCCAAACUAACAAUCCUUGGUAGUAUAAUAACUAAUAUAGC